CGGGGCUCACCUGGCGAGGGGCGCGGAGCAAUGGCGGGAGCGGAGCGGGGGGGCCCCGACCGGGACCGGAGGGUCCGGGGAGUCCUCGGGGUCCUGCUGCUGCUGGGGGGAAGCGCGGCGCUGGUGGGAGCCCAGGUGACCUCGGAGAGCAAGGAAGUGCCGGAGUACAAACCCGUGGACAUCCCAUGCUCCGCGUUCCGCUCCAGCUGGAGCAACCCCCGCAUCGAGUGGAAGUUCCAGAAAGGCUCCUCCCUGCAGCUCUUCUACUACGGGGGGGAACUCACAGAGCCGUACCGGAACCGCGUCCGGUUCUCCCCCACCUCCAUCCACUUUGACUCGGUGACCCGGGAGGACUCGGGGAAGUACAUCUGUGAGGUGGUGGGGGACGGCAGCCAGAUCGCCAAGUCCGAGGUCACCCUCACUGUCCAAGUGCCCCCCGGGAAGCCCUCUGCCCACGUGCCCAGCUCGGCCACGGUGGGGUCGCGGGUGGUGCUGCGCUGCUCCGAGGCCCAGGGCUCCCCCCCGCCCACCUUCCGCUGGUACAAGGACGGCUCCGAGCUGCCCCCGGACCCCAGAGCCAGCCCCGCCUUCCGCAACUCCUCCUACACCCUCGACCCCAGCUCGGGGGAGCUGGUCAGUCAGGGGCAGGGGGCAGGGGGGCAAUUCCUGGCCCUUGUUCCCUGCCUCUCCCUCCCCCUUUUUUCCCCUCCCCCUUUUCCCUGCCCUAUUCUCUCC
Molecule: messenger RNA, 735 nt
Organism: Pseudopipra pipra
Lineage: Eukaryota; Metazoa; Chordata; Aves; Passeriformes; Pipridae
Product: junctional adhesion molecule A-like
Biological process (GO): intestinal absorption; regulation of membrane permeability; establishment of endothelial intestinal barrier
Cellular component (GO): bicellular tight junction
Source: RefSeq, a predicted model, not a curated record